Aplosporella prunicola CBS 121167 is the source of this 1541-nucleotide messenger RNA. RefSeq lists its product as uncharacterized. Gene Ontology annotation, biological process: regulation of endocytosis. The transcript has 5 exons. Lineage: Eukaryota; Fungi; Ascomycota; Dothideomycetes; Botryosphaeriales; Aplosporellaceae. The record is from RefSeq and is a predicted model, not a curated record. Gene Ontology annotation, molecular function: GTPase activity; GTP binding. Gene Ontology annotation, cellular component: endosome. The coding region runs from base 341 to 1339 and encodes 332 amino acids.
GAGCGAACCAGGUACAUAUGCAUACAUCUCGGAACCCUCGCGCGUCCACGUUUUUCGAACCCUUCCGACCGUAUCACUCGGGACGACGCGAACUUUAAUUCUUUCGUGCAUUAUUUAUCCUCUGUCCAGUGCGUAUUUCUCCCCAUGAUCGGCGCAGAGUGCUGCCGAGUGAUGCGCCGCGGCUCGACGUGACAACACAUGGUCCGGGUCCGCUCCAUCGACACCGCUGCUACUACGCCAUGCCCGCCAACUUCUUGUGCCCGGUCACGCUCUUAGCAGCGCCUCUUCCCCAAAUCCAACGCGCCGGCGCACCUUUCCUCUAACCACCGACACCGUCACCAUGGUCCGACAAAGGGCGCCCUCGACGGCGUCCACAAACUCCUCGAUGGUUGCCCGGGAUCAGGAACUCGGGAGCAUGUACGACUACCUGGCCAAGAUCAUUCUCUUGGGUCCCAGCGGCUGCGGAAAGUCAUGCCUGCUUCACCGAUUCGUCAAGAACGAAUGGCGCAUCUUUUCCUCCCAAACCAUCGGCGUCGAGUUCGCGUCCAAAAUAAUUAGAGUAGGCACUGGCGCUCGAAGGAAGCGCAUCAAGCUCCAACUCUGGGAUACUGCAGGCACCGAGCGUUUCCGAUCAGUAUCUCGAUCCUACUACCGCGGCGCCGCUGGCGCAAUCCUCGUCUACGACAUCGCCUCGAUAGCGUCGCUACGGGCGCUUCCUACCUUCUUAAACGAUGCUCGUGCACUAGCUUCACCGUACUUGACCGUCGUGCUCGCAGGGAACAAGGCAGACCUGGCGGAUGGGGACUCGACGUACGAGGAGCCGUCGCUUUUGGAUGAACCUAUCACCGCGCCAUCGAGCGUGGCCAGUCGGAGCGGGUUUGGACCAGACGGCAGAGGCUCUGUGAGGUCGAUCAGCACCGCCGGAUUUGGCGGGCAAAACACCCUCACAGUGGCACCAGAGGGACGUGAAGUCCCGGCCGAACUGGCCUCGCGGUGGGCAGACGAUGUCUCCAUCCCAGUCGCCGUCGAGGUUUCGGCGUUAUCAGGCGAUAAUGUCGAGGAUGUCUUCACGCGGCUCGCGCGGAUGAUUCUGACAAAGAUCGAGAUUGGAGAAAUCGACCCGGACGACCCGCAAAGCGGCAUACAGUACGGCGAUGUUGGCGGUUGGUACGAUGAUGGCAGCAGUAUGAAGAGCGGCACGACUCUGGAUGACCACGGCACAAGAAGACGCCGCAAAACUAGACCGCGCGGAGGAACGAACGGAUGGAUGAAUGGGAUGCAAGAGUGGGAAGAGGUCUUCCGCAUCUCGGGACCACGACGAAGAGGCGGAUGUUGCUAGUGGGUGUUGUAUCUUUUCUCAUUCGUUUGUCUCAGGGGAAUGGCGUUGGAUAGAGGCCCCAGAGACUCCGGACAGUCACAGGACAGGCAUCAGUGGUACAGUUUUGCGUUCGAGUUGAGCUGCUGCAUAUUUUGACCGGCCUCAAUCAAGCUUACGAUAAUUUAAUACUACUUUACGACAUAGAAGACCGCGAAGCCUGGAC